CACGACCCGACGCGCCCCAACGACGCCGUCAUCAACCACAGCUCCGCCAUCUGAUCACAGCGCCUGUGAUCGGGUCUCAAACGGGGUCGCCCAUCAUGCCUCCUCCGCCACACACACGGCCGGAGAAUGUUCUCAAACGCGCCCAAGAACUCAUCGGGGUCGACCAGAAGCAGGCUGCCCUGUCCAUCCUUCACGAACAUGUCACGUCCAAGAGGACGCGCAACAGUACCAUCGCCGCGCUCGAGCCGGUGAUGCUGCUGUUCGUGGAGCUGUGUGUAGAACUGCGGAAGGGAAAGUCUGCCAAGGAUGGCCUUUACAACUACAAGAACACGAGCCAGAACACCAACGUUGCCACGAUUGAGCUGGUCUUCCGCCGCUUUAUUGAACUGGCGGAGCAGAAGGUCACAGAGGCCCAGGCUAAGGCCGAUGAAAUUUCACAGAGCACCGCCUCGGGAGAAGGCGAGGGCGAGACCACGGAUGCCACACUAGCAAACGUGACUGACUUGGAGGCAAUGGAGACGCCCGAGUCUAUCCUGCUGUCAACUGUAUCAGGCGAGCAGUCCAAGGACAGGACCGACCGUGCGAUUGUGACCCCAUGGCUGAAGUUCCUGUGGGAGACGUACCGCACAGUCCUAGACAUUUUCAAGAACAACGCUCGCCUGGAGGUCAUGUACCAGACCACGGCACACCAAGCUUUCCAGUUCUGUCUCAAAUAUACCCGCAAAACGGAAUUCCGUCGAUUGUGUGAGCUUCUACGCAACCACUUGCAGAACGCGGCGAAGUACUCGCAGCAGGUACAUGCUAUCAAUCUUAGCGAUCCCGAGACUUUGCAGCGUCAUCUCGACACGCGCUUCAUGCAACUGAACGUUGCUGUUGAGCUCGAGCUGUGGCAGGAAGCAUUCAAGAGCGUUGAAGAUAUUCACACUCUCCUCAGCUUGUCAAAGAGACAACCAAAAAACUCCAUGAUGGCGAACUACUAUGAGAAGCUCACUCGAAUCUUCCUCGUCAGCGAGAAUUACCUCUUUCACGCCGCCUCCUGGAGUCGUUACUACAAUCUGCUCAACUUGUCGGCGAGACAGGUCGCCGCAGGUGCUUCGAAGAAGGACAACCCCUCUAACAUCACCGACAAUGAUCUUUCGAAGGCGGCUUCUUUCGUACUCCUUUCCGCUCUUUCUAUUCCAGUCAUUAGCACCUCACGAUCUCGUGGAGCGCUGAUUGAUGUGGACGCGGCACGAAACACCAAGAACGCACGUCUCACCAACUUGCUUGGUAUGAAUUCGCCGCCCUCGCGUGCCAUCUUGUUCAAGGAUGCUCUCAACAAAGACAUUCUGCAGCGCGCCCGACCAGAGAUCAGAGAGUUAUACAAUAUUCUGGAGACCGAUUUCCACCCGAAGUCUAUCUGCGAAAAAGUCUCGCCGAUAUUGUCACAAAUCGGCGCUGACGAAGAGAUGAAGAGAUAUGUAUUGCCACUACAGCAAGUCAUUCUGACACGACUGUUCCAGCAAUUGUCCCAGGUUUAUACCGAUGUCAAGCUGGAAGAUGUCACUGCUCUCGCACAAUUCCCCGAUCCAUUUCAGGUGUCAACCGCUACUAUCGAGAAGUUCAUCAUGAACGGCUGCAAGAAGGGAGAUCUCUCCAUUCGUAUUGAUCACUCCACAGGCAUCCUCACUUUCGAUUCCGAUGUUUUCUCGUCUGCCAAAGCCAUGCACCCAGGCUCUGGCGCCGGUUCCGCUGAAGCUGAUGCAUCAUCUGUCCAGCGCCUGCAGAGCACCCCGGCUGAGAUCGUUCGAUCGCAACUAUCUCGGCUGUCUAAGGCUCUCUAUAUCGCCGCGCAGUAUGUCGAUCCCACAUUCAAUGAGCAACGUCAGAAGGCAAGGCUGGCGGCCCUCCAGCGAGCGGAGGCAGGUGCUGAGAAGGAACAUGUUGAACUUCUUGCUCGACGAGAUCUUAUUCAGAAAAAGAAGGAGACCGCUGCAAAUGUCCAACUGGCGAGACAGCGUGAAGAGGAGCAGAAGCGCAGAGUUCGUCAGCAGGAACUGCAGGCUGCAGAGACGGAGCGUCUUGCUCAGGAGACUCGAGAUCGUGAGGAGCGUCGUCUGCAGGCGGAGAGGAAGAAGGUCCAACGUGAAGAAGCCGAGAAGCAACUUCAGGAGCUCAAAAAGGGCGUCAAGGGCGUGGAUCUCUCCGAACUGGACAUUGAUAAUCUGGAUACCGGCAAGAUCCGCAUGCUCAAAUUGCAGGCGCUCGAGAAGGAGAAGAAUGAGAUUGGCGACAAGGUGCGCAUUGCCGGCAAGCGAAUUGAUCACCUGGAACGCGCCUAUCGGAAGGAGGAGAUCAAGCAUCUUGGUCGUGACUACGAAAUGCAACGCGAGCAAGACUUCAAGGCAUGGGAGGACAGCAAGAACGAAACUCUCAACACUGCCAAAGAGAAGCACAAGCAAGACGUUGCGCUCAAACAUCGUCUGAGCCGCCUUGUAUCUCCCUACGAGCAAUUCAAGCGUGCCAUCACUGAACAACGUCAAGCUGAAUUUGACAAGCGCCGUAAAGCCGCAGACCGUGAACUUAAUGACGCUAAGGAGAAGCGACGCCGAGAGGUCCGCGACGCCAAAGCUGCCGAGAAGCGACGUGCCGAAGAAGAGGAGCGUGCCCAACGUGAGGCUGAGGAACGCGCUCGCAUCGAGGAGGAAGAAGCUGCUGCUGCUGCCGAAGAGAAACGAAGAAAGGAUGCAGAGGCCAAAGCAGAGGCCGAGCAGCGAAGGCAAGAACGAAUGGAGGCUGCUCGGAAGCAAAUGGAGCGCGAAGAAGAAGCAGAGAGAAAACGUCUCGAGCGCAAGCAAGGUGGCGCUGCCGCCGCUAAGCCUUUCGAGCGGACCACAUUUGAGCGUCGUGCUGAGCCUGCUUCUGAACCGUCGACAUCGUCAGGACCACCGCGCUUGGCGCUUGCCGGCAGCAAGCCUACGUGGCGUGAACGUGAGGCAGCCAAGGCGGCGCAAGGUGGUACUCCACCUGUCGAGGCUCCAGCUCCAGCAGUAGACAGUGUCCCUACCGAUGAAGCUGCACAACCUGCGAGAUCUGGCUACAUACCUCCUGCGCUUCGUGGCAAAGCCCCAGGUGCUGAUUCAGCUCCACCAGCCGAGGGCAAGCCCGAGCGAUGGCAGGCUAGGUCUCGCGGCGCUGAGGGCGAGCGAAGUGACACGCCAGAACGCAAGCCUGCUACAGAACGCUGGGCACCUCGACGCGCGAAUGAGCCAGAGCGCAGCGAGACACCGCCGGCUCCUACUGGCGGAACCUACAAGCCUCCAGGACAACGCUCUGGGGGUACGUACCGACCACCAGGCGCCCGUUGAUAGGAAGAAGAUGAUCAAAGUGCGCAGACCGCUUGUCCAGUUCAAGCUGUGCAUGGUUUGACCAGACGUGGAAGUGCUUCUCAGGAUGGAGGGCGGCAGAUAAAAAUGCUUUGACGGCGCAUGUUAGUAUAGUUCCCCAGCUAGUGCAAUCAC
This is a messenger RNA of Sphaerulina musiva SO2202, 3500 nucleotides long. Its product is annotated as eukaryotic translation initiation factor 3 subunit EifCa. Gene Ontology annotation, cellular component: eukaryotic translation initiation factor 3 complex, eIF3m; eukaryotic translation initiation factor 3 complex, eIF3e; multi-eIF complex. Gene Ontology annotation, biological process: translation reinitiation; formation of cytoplasmic translation initiation complex. Bases 96 to 3347 code for a protein of 1083 amino acids. Gene Ontology annotation, molecular function: translation initiation factor activity; mRNA binding. Lineage: Eukaryota; Fungi; Ascomycota; Dothideomycetes; Mycosphaerellales; Mycosphaerellaceae. The record is from RefSeq and is a predicted model, not a curated record. The transcript has a single exon.